Molecule: messenger RNA, 2546 nt
Organism: Magnolia sinica
Lineage: Eukaryota; Viridiplantae; Streptophyta; Magnoliopsida; Magnoliales; Magnoliaceae
Product: UTP:RNA uridylyltransferase 1
Exons: 6
Coding region: 138-2348 (736 amino acids)
Molecular function (GO): RNA uridylyltransferase activity
Source: RefSeq, a predicted model, not a curated record
AAUCGCAAUAGGCUGUGCGAGAGAAGCCGCGACUCACAGGGAAAGAUUGGUUUAUAUGCUCUGCUAAAGUUGUCUCCGACACUAGAUUUCGGUUCCUCUUUCUCUCUGUCGCUGGUCUAUUACAGUCCGCGGACUACAUGGCCCGCGGAGGAGGAAGACCACCACAACCAGCCCCCGAUCCGGCACCUUCCAGCGGCCAUUUCCUUCUUCAACUCCUGCAGAAGCAUCCUUCCUCAUCUCCUCCUUCCCCUUCCAAUUCCAUCUCUCCCCAUCAUCACGAUCCAGCCGUCGCUGCCGUGGGCCCUAGCCACCCCUUCCCCCCAUGGCCCACCGAUCCAUCCCCUCGCCCUGACCCCGCUCCGCCUCCUCUUUUCCCUCAAUCUCAUUUCCCUUUCCUCCCUCCACACGCCUUCUCUAACCUACCCUGGCCCCUCCCCUCUGGCUUCCCUCCACCGUCCAUCUCCCCCAUCAACGCCCUUGACUUCCCCAAUUCCCACUUCUCCGCCAACCCUCCCUUCUUCCCUGAUGCCCUCCAGCACCCCCCAGGGUUCCCGCCGCAGCAUCGCCCUGGCCCGCCGCAUCACCUUCUGCAUCAGGAUCGGAUCCCGGCCGUUGACAAGACGUUAACGUUUGGGUCCUUGAAAUGCGAGUUUCUGAACCAUGAUGGCUUGCCCAAUGGCAAUUCCGUCAGCUCGGGCGGUUCCAAGACCCAUACGAGGUACGGUUCCGAGCAGAGCAGCGGCGGCAGUAGCAGCAGCUCCAAAGGCUCAUCGGUUCAGGCCCCGGAACCAGUCCACUCUGGUCAUGAGAGAGGAAGAGGUGGUCCAGGGUUGAAGCAGCCCCGCGGCACGUUUCAGCGGGUGUCUGGUGAGCCAUGCAGGCCAAAGGGCCCUGGGCAGUGGGUUGCCAUGAAUGAAAGGCGGGAUGGGGAGCGUGGUUUGGAGAAGGCUGAUGAGCCGUUGCUGAGACAGCCGGUGAAGAAUCUCGUGCACUAUGGCAAUGUCUUGUCUAAGUUACCGCUAAGUGUCCAGAUCGAUGAUCCAGGCCCGUCUACUGGGAGCAGCCUGCAUUCUGUCCCAGCUGCAGAUAUUGAAGAGUCACUGGCUAACUUGCAAGGUGAGCAUGCAGGUAAACGCGGGCCCGCGCAGCAGAGGUUGGAAAAGAUGAGUGAUAGAGAAGGUGAGAUUUCAUCCGAACAACUUAAGGGCACUUUGAUGAUUAAGGACGAGCUUGGAGGCAAGAAUUCUGUAAGACAAUACAACGAUUCUGCACGCAAGAAGGAUCACAGAUCAGAGUUCUCUAGAGGACUGCAAGUACCCAACCACCGAAUGAGGAACCGUUUCAAAGGGAUAGAAUGCCGUAGUGACAUAGAGAGACUCAGCCCAUAUUUCCUUUCAAUUUAUGAAUCUCUGAUACCACCAGAGGAAGAGAAGGCAAAGCAGAAGCAACUGCUAGCAUCAUUAGAAAAACUGGUCAACAAAGAAUGGCCCAGUGCUCAGUUGUAUCUUUAUGGAUCUUGUGCUAAUUCAUUUGGAGUUUCCAAUAGUGACAUUGAUGUUUGCCUUGCAAUAGAUGAUGAUGAUAUUAGCAAGCCUGAUAUUUUGUUGAAAUUGGCAGAUAUAUUGCAGUCAGAUAAUCUCCAGAAUGUGCAGGCAUUAACACGUGCGAGGGUGCCUAUAGUGAAACUUAUGGAUCCAAUUACUGAAAUUUCCUGUGACAUAUGCAUAAAUAAUGUUUUGGCUGUCGUUAAUACGAAGCUCCUUCGAGACUAUGCACAAAUAGAUGCAAGAUUGCAACAACUGGCUUUUAUUGUGAAGCACUGGGCUAAGUCACGAGGUGUCAAUGAGACAUACCGCGGAACCCUAUCUAGUUAUGCGUAUGUGCUAAUGUGCAUUCACUUCUUACAGCUGCGCAAGCCUGCCAUUCUUCCUUGCUUACAGGAAAUGAAAGCUACUUAUGUAGUAACUGUAGAUGAUAUUGAGUGUGCUUACUUUGAUCAAGUUGAGGAUCUCCGUGACUUUGGGGCACAAAACAGGGAAAGUAUUGCUCGGUUGCUGUGGGCAUUCUUUGAUUAUUGGGCUUAUCGCCAUGAUUAUGCAAAUGCCGUCAUAUCUGUUCGAACCGGGAGUAUUAUUAGCAAGCGUGCGAAGGAAUGGACAACAAGAGUUGGGAAUGACCGCCAUUUGAUAUGCAUAGAAGACCCCUUUGAGAUCAACCAUGAUUUGGGCCGUGUUGUUGACAAGCACAGUAUAAAAACUCUCAGGGUGGAAUUUGAACGGGCUGCCAAUAUACUGCAAUAUGAUCCAAACCCUAACGUCACGCUCUUUGAGCUGUACGUUCCUGACUGAUUUGGGGUGGGGUUUAGCUGUAAUUAUGGCCACCCAGCUUGUAAAGCUUUUCUCUCAUUUCUGUCCAUAGAUAUGUAUUUAUGGUGUGAGGCUUUUCUAGUAAUUAUCCCUGUAAAGGAAGUCUUCAAUAAUUUUGUGCAACUGCAGUAGCCUUCUCUACUGUGUGAGAACUAAUGUUUGAGGUCAUUUUCGAAUUCA